CUCAAACCACUAAUGAAGAGGUUUCUGCACUAAAAUCAACGGAAUAUUAUCGCAAUUUCUGUGAGCAUGCUUCGGCAUAAAGCCUUGUGGGACAGAGAGCUGUGAAAAUCACUUCCAUGUGGACGUAUGCAACCUACAGCAGUUACAUCUUGAAGAACUGAAUUUCGCGGUCAGCAGGAGAACUCUUAAACAGAAGACAAGCUCUCAGACACGUUCCCGUAAAAACAGAAGACACGCUCUCAGACACGUUCCUGUAAAAACGUACAUGUUGCUUGCUUCCUCUCUUUAAACCGGUCGGCCAACAUAAACACAGCCAUUUGAUAUCAACCUUGUCAUCUCAUCCACGCCUUAUGCUCUGUCAUACAAGAAGGAAAUGCUUUAAAACGGAUUUUCCCUCUUCUCACGUGUGGUUUACCUUGCUUGGAAAGACCUCUUGGUCCAUGGCCCGCGGUCAUGAAAACAAACGGGAACAAAAAGUGAAUUUUCCACUACACGAGCAUAAACCCGCUGGUUACAAAUGGAAGACAAAACCGGCUCAAAACAAGAAGACAAAAAAGAAUACUGUGGGGGAAAUGGUUAUUGUCUGAUCGAUGAGAGAACUCUAAAUUUACUUUUAUAUGGUUCCCGCGAAGUCAGAGUUAUAGACGUGCAGAAACUAAAACGGAAGGUUGAAGAUGAACAAGGAGGUUCGUCUUCCAAAAAACAGAACAAUACCGAUGACCAUGAGAAGCCUCGGCUCACAAACGCCAUUAGAUCAUUCCCGGAUGAAGUGCAUCUCUGUAGAUCGAGUAUUCCUGGUGCUGGUUAUGGAGUGUGCGCGAAAGAGCACAUUCCGCUGGGCACAUGGAUAGGUCCGUAUGAAGGAAGCCGCCUGCCCGCCCGAAAUUUUCCUUCAAAUUAUGAAACAGGAUAUCUAUGGGAGAUCUACAAAGAUGGCCGCCUAAGUCACUACAUUGACGGACGCGAUGAAGACAACUCCAGCUGGAUGCGAUUCAUUCAAUGCGCACGUCAUGUAAAGGAGCAGAAUCUAUACGCUUUUCAAUACUGUGGCAACAUUUUUUACCGGGCGUUUAAGGAGGUCCCCCCUGGUACAGAAUUACUGGUUUGGUACGAUGAAAAAUAUCCACAAUUUCUUGGAAUUCCUCUUGGUAUACAGGACUAUGAAUUCUUCAGAGAAUCUGUGUCAUCUUCCAAUACCCAAAGCUCUCCAGCCUGCAGUUCCGCCAGUUUGUUUGUUGACUCAGUGACACGGUAUCCAAAAACCCACGGUUUUCAAGAAUCACAUGAUAAUCCUAAUACGGGUAGUUUUAGAUUCCCUUCACCACGUGAGCCACCUCCACGCUUCGUACGCCCCUCAAGCAGUGCGGGUAAUGUUUUCCCGCGAGACAAGCUUGGCACUUCUGGAAUUAGAGGUGGUCCUAGUUUCGCUGCAGGCUCAGUUGAAAGUAAAAUGAUUGAGACAGAAUUAACCGCAACGACAACAGUUGAUGGACAAUUUUUCAGGAACUUUUCGCAAAUACCUGCGCCCAGUGGUAACAAUUUUUAUUCGCCGCAAAUAAAGAACAAGGACUCGCAAGAAAAAGUUGUGAAAACUGAAAAUUCAACCCGAGGGUAUAUGUCUGAUAAACAUUGGGAAAGGCAAAGAGAUGAGGAUCCCUUGUCUAAUAACGAAAGAAGACUUCCAGCAAAAAUAAACGCUCUGCGUGAAAUGCCGCCAUUACAAUUCUUCGAUAAUGAUCAAAAACAUUCUCCUCGCACGAAUGAAGUUCAAGCUCUCAAGCGAAAUGGAGAUGGAGUGAAGAGUGUAAUGCCAGCGCUUCGUCCUGCUAUGCCUCCGCUUCUCCACACACCGCAAUAUCAUGAACACUUAGGAACAAACAUAUCAGGAAUUUCUCUGUCUCCGGAUGAAUUUGGUAUGUGGAGGUGCCGGCAGUGCUUAAAGACUUUCACUCAGCGGGUUCUUCUUCAAAUGCAUGAGUGUUCCCAGACCCCUGAUAAACCGUAUCAGUGCGGCCAGUGUACGCUUUCAUAUGGGACGCCGUCAGAACUCAGAAGUCACGUGGACACGCAUACCAAUGAGAAGUUGUUUAAGUGCGGGUUCUGUUCGCGCUCUUUCUCAGGGGCUACCACCUUAAACAACCACAUACGCACCCACACCGGUGAGAAGCCAUUCAAUUGUGAGAAAUGCCACAAGACAUUUUCACAAGCUAGUCAUUUAGCGAGACAUCAGCGAGUCCCUGGGGACUGUGUUCCCUGGCAGAUGGGAUAGAUCAAAAGUCAGCUUAGCUGCUGCAAAUUGAUAAACAGACUCAGCUAAAAAGCUUUCUUGCCACCCAAAUCAGAUCAUACGACUACUUUUUUGGGAGGUAAAAACUGAUAGAUUUGUAACACGGAAUUGAAAGAAAUGAUGUGUAUGCAAACAGAGAAAGUGUAACUUCCCAAAUGAAUAAUCAAACGAUCUGAUCUUAGCGGAAACAAAGAUGGGAACACGAGAGCCAAACCCGCAUCUGUUUGUAAGGAUUUGGCCCGAUCAUUCCAGUCAAUGCUCAAGCGAUCGAGAAUUUAAUGAAAUCAAGAUCAGACAAUCACUGGCCCGCACGAUCCGCGCGUUCGGAUAGAACUAAGUUCGUGUUUGAGCCUGAUUCCCACUUGAUCGCCUUAAUCGUCCCAGUCGCCCCAAAACCUUGCGCAAACGAGACGUUCCAGAUUGUCACGUGACAAUCAGCCCUUAACUUACACACAGAGUCGUUCUAAUGUUUCUCAACAAAAAAUUUUAGUUAAUGAAAAGCGUGCACUUGGAAAUGGUAGGGUUUAUUUUCACACCGAGUCAGUUUAAGGUCCAUCUCUGGUUUUUUCACUGCACUAAUACAACUUAGUCAAGUUUUCCUAUAAUGUCUCUCAAAUGUCAUCCCUUAUCCAGUAACACUCAUCCACUCCGUUUCUUGAAAUAUCUAAUUUUUUGGCUGGGAAUUACUCAAGAAGAUACUCAACGGUAGAAGCAUUUAUCAUUAGGGAUAUUUUGUAUUCAAAUUGGAAAGAAAAGAGUAACAAAAAUGA
Molecule: messenger RNA, 3057 nt
Organism: Pocillopora damicornis (cauliflower coral)
Lineage: Eukaryota; Metazoa; Cnidaria; Anthozoa; Scleractinia; Pocilloporidae
Biological process (GO): regulation of gene expression
Cellular component (GO): nucleus
Molecular function (GO): protein binding
Source: RefSeq, a predicted model, not a curated record